AUGGAAUCCCUGUCUAUCGUCAUCAUCUUUACUUCGCUAGCAGUUAGUUUGGGAAAGGUCAUUGAUUUCACAGGGCAAAACUUAACAAGCGUUCCGAUAGAGUCCAUCACGCCAGACACCUAUAUUCUAAAGUUGUCAAAUAACAAAAUAAAUCAUCUCGGCUCUUUUAAUCAAGCUCCUGAAAUACGAUACCUUUAUGUCGACAACAACAAGAUAAACAGCAUAUUUCCACAGACGUUUCAAGGGCUUCGUGAGCUAGUCUACCUUGAUGCUGACAGAAAUGACAUAGCUUCUCUUCGUCGAUUCACUUUUUCCACACUCAAGACUUUGACCAAUCUCAUCCUCUCACAUAACUACAUUUCUCACAUGUCAGAACAUGCUUUUCGCGGUUUGGAAAGUUUGGAGUUUCUAGAACUCUCAGGAAACCGUCUAUCUGUAUUUCCGAUGCGGGCCAUCAAAUUAAUCCCCAGUAAACAUCUCUAUGUGGUCAUGCUUAGAUUAAACAACAUCAGCCACAUACCAAAAGACAUAAAAACGUUACGUCCUGGGGAGACUUCUUACGAUUUGCGAGGAAACCCUUUAAGCUGUCGUAAUGUGUUGGAGAAAAUGGUCGAGUGCUAA
This is a messenger RNA of Branchiostoma belcheri (Belcher's lancelet), 621 nucleotides long. RefSeq names its product amphoterin-induced protein 3-like. Bases 1 to 621 code for a protein of 206 amino acids. Gene Ontology annotation, molecular function: protein binding. Lineage: Eukaryota; Metazoa; Chordata; Leptocardii; Amphioxiformes; Branchiostomatidae. The transcript is spliced from 2 exons. Gene Ontology annotation, cellular component: plasma membrane. The record is from RefSeq and is a predicted model, not a curated record.